This is a messenger RNA of Acinonyx jubatus (cheetah), 1345 nucleotides long. It is a transcript of the gene IL17A, whose product is annotated as interleukin 17A. The record is from RefSeq and is a predicted model, not a curated record. Gene Ontology annotation, cellular component: extracellular region. The transcript has 3 exons. NCBI's taxonomy places the organism in Eukaryota, Metazoa, Chordata, Mammalia, Carnivora, Felidae. The coding region runs from base 158 to 625 and encodes 155 amino acids. Gene Ontology annotation, molecular function: cytokine activity. Gene Ontology annotation, biological process: inflammatory response.
ACUAAAAUGGUGUCACCCUUGAACCCAUUUCAACACACCAACGUAGGUGACCACAGAGGAGCAAAGUCCUAUAAAAAGGGAGAAGCUCACGCUACAUUUUAUCCAUCUCCCAGCAGGCACAAUCUCAUCCUUCUCCAGCUAGGUGGAAGAAACUACAAUGGCUCCUGGGACAACUUCAUCCAUGUUCCCAUCACUGCUGCUGCUGCUCUGUCUGAUGGCUAUAGUGAGGACAGGAAUAGCAUUCCCACAAAAUCCAGGAUGCCCAACUACCGAGGACAAGAAUUUUCCUCAGCAUGUGAAGGUCAACUUGAAUAUUCUUAACGGGAAUAAAAGUUCCAGAAGGCCCUUGGAUUACUACCGCCGAUCCACUUCACCAUGGAGCCUGCACCGGAAUGAGGACCCUGAGAGAUACCCUUCUGUGAUCUGGGAGGCCAAGUGCCUCCACUGGGGAUGUGUCAAUACUGAAGGGAAGGAAGACCACCACAUGAACUCCGUCCCCAUCCAGCAGGAGAUCUUGGUUCUGCGAAGGGAGUCUCGGCACUGUCCCCACUCCUUCCGGCUGGAGAAGAUGCUGGUGACUGUGGGCUGCACCUGUGUCACCCCCAUUGUUCGCCACGUGGUGUAAGAGUUUCCUGUCUAGCCCCAGCUCCCAGACUAGUUAGGCUUUCUGGGGAGUAGACCCAGCCCCAUUUCUGACCAAACUCAUGAGGGAAAUUUGCCGAAAGAGCAAAACUUAAACUAGUUCAUCCAUUGAAGUUUCAGAGGUAACACUUUUGUCCAGAGAUAGAAUCUGAACGAUCAUUCCCUCUCCCUAAAGAUGGGAGUUUUGACUGAGUAACAAUUUACUUUUUGUUUGCUUUUCUAAGGGCUUUAAGUUAUUUGUGUAUUUAAUAGACCCUGAGAUAACUUUGGGGUAGAAGAUUCCAUUUUAAUGAAUUACAUGCCUUAUUUUGUAUUUUAUUUAAGACAAGGUUUCAGACUUGGGAAUUUAUUAUUUAAAAGGUAAAACUUUUAUUUAUAUGAACUAUUUAUGGAUCUAUUUAUGUUUCUUAAAUCUUUAGAGAAAGGUGAAAUAGUGUGAUUACCUGUUCUGUCUAGGGAAAUCCUACAGAGAGUUAAAUGGCAUUUGAAAAAUUUCUGAUUUUGUACUACAUAUGGAUAUAGGAUUUUCUCCUCUUUGUGUCUUAGGAAUGCAUGAGAUGGCUGGAAAAAAAAAAAAACCCAAACCUAGUUUCAUAUUUAUUAACUUAAUUUUGUAAAUUAUUGAGGUUUCACAAGAGAGAUGGCAAAGUCUGACUCUGCUCUGCUAAACCCUUGUAAUAAAAUAUUUUUGUAAUAAAGUUUG